CCGUUGCCACCUGGUAUAAAAUGCAGCGAGUUGAGAUAAAGACGGAAACCACUCCACCAUUUUCUCAAUUUUCUUCCUGCGUUUGGAAAACAAAUAAUUUCUAGAGUUCGUCAAAGAUGCGAAUAAGAAAAGAUAUUGAAAACCUUCAAACCAAACUACAUACAGAAACAAUGUGCUAAUAAUUUCAGAGGCCUAUGCUCGAACAUUAUUUUUGGGUCUCUUGCCUUUAUUCAUAUCUCGCAUCUCAAUAUUAAUUGUAACGAAACACUGCGCAGGAAUUUCUUUUCUUGGGAAGUUUUCUUUGGAGCCUCUUCUUGAGUGGACAGAUAAAGGAGAAUCAUGGAGAUGAAUAGCGGAGGCAAAAUGAUGCAUAUAGUCAUGUUUCCUUGGUUUGCAAUGGGUCAUCUAACUGCUUUUCUUCACACUGCGAACAAAUUCGCAGAGAGAGGCCAUAGAGUUUCUUUCUUAAUACCCUCCAAAACACAAUCUAAACUCACCUCAUUUAACCUUCAUCCGAGCCUCAUCAGUUUCAUUCCACUAGAUGUCCCGCGCGUUGAUGGCCUCCCAUCUCAUGCACAAACCACUGCAGACAUUCCAUAUCCUCUGUAUACUCACCUUAUGACAGCCAUGGAUCGUACUGAGCCAACCAUUCAAUCCAUUUUACUUGACCUUAAACCUGACUUGGUAUUCUACGAUUUUACUCACUGGCUCCCAGCGCUGGCGCGUCGACUUGGCAUUAAGUCUAUACAUUACUGCAUCAUCAGUCCAGCAACUAUUGCUUACGACAUGUCCCCAGCACGAGACCAGGAAUCAGAAUUAAACCUGGAACGUCCGCCUUUGGGAUUCCCACCUUCGUCUGUGAAGCUCCACUCGUUUGAAGCUAAGGCAAGUGCCUCCUUCAGAGAUAUAGAAUAUGGUAGCGGUGUCUCAUUCCACGAUCGAAUGAUGAAAUCAUUAAGCGAUGGCGACGCUUUGGUUUUCAAGGCUUGUAGGGAGAUGGAAGGGGAAUUCUGUGACUAUCUAGAGAGACAAUUUAAAAAGCCUGUUAUAGCCUCUGGACCUGUAAUUCCUGAAACACCCACUUCCACUUUAGAUGAGAAGUGGGAUAAGUGGUUAGGCGGAUUCAAGAAAGGAUCAGUUGUCUACUGUGCACUUGGAAGUCAAUCUAACUUGAACAAAGACCAGUUCCAGGAACUGGUUCUGGGUCUGGAACUUACUGGCUUGCCAUUUUUGGCUGCACUGAAACCACCAGCAGGAAAUAAUUCAGUCGAAGAAGUGCUUCCAGAAGGGUUUACAGACAGAGUGAAAGGGAGAGGAAUUGUGGAGGGGGGAUGGAUUCAGCAGCAACUGAUACUGAGCCACCCUUCCAUCGGGUGUUUUGUGACCCAUUGCGGAUCAGGCUCGAUAACGGAGGCAUUAGUUAAUGAAUGCCAGAUUGUAUUAUUACCACAGAUUGGUGACCAGAUAAUAAAUGCGAGGUUCAUAGCAGGGGAUUUAAAAGCUGGAGUUGAGGUUGAGAGAAGAGAGGAAGAUUGUUGGUUUACGAAAGAAAUUAUCUGCAAUGCUGUGAAGUUAGUGAUGGAAGAAAAUGGUGAAGUUGCUAACGAACUGAGACUCAACCAUGAUAAAUGGAGAAAGUUUUUGCUAAAAGAUAAUCUUGAAGCCUCCUACACUGACGAAUUCAUCACCAAGCUUCAGGAUAUAAUAGCGAGUACGCCUAACAGGUAAGUGCUAGUUAUGAAUUCCUAGUACUAUCUUUCUGAACCAAUAACAAGUGAACAAUGUAAAUGGAUGUAUAUGUGUACAACUAAGUGUAACCUGUGGCAUAAUGGCACAACAACACUGUCCCUGUUUUCUUCAGGGGUUAUCUCUGCACUAUAUCUUGUGCCUUAGGUGCAGGCGCAUGUAUUGUUCUUUAUGUGAAAUAAAUAUGGUGGCGCCCCAAUAAGAGAGGAAUGGUGCUUAUCAUUUGUAUUUUUUUUUUUAUGAGGAAUGUAAUGCGUAUAAAACUUGGUGUUAGUGUUGAGUUUCGCUAGUGUGCUUGGAUAGUAUAAUCCUUCGCAUGGUUCGAGCAACUUCAAUGCGCUCUAGUAAAAAGCAAAUUUGUUA
Messenger RNA from Papaver somniferum (opium poppy), 2109 nucleotides. Its product is annotated as UDP-glycosyltransferase 79B30-like. The coding region runs from base 340 to 1728 and encodes 462 amino acids. The transcript is spliced from 2 exons. NCBI's taxonomy places the organism in Eukaryota, Viridiplantae, Streptophyta, Magnoliopsida, Ranunculales, Papaveraceae. Gene Ontology annotation, molecular function: UDP-glycosyltransferase activity. The record is from RefSeq and is a predicted model, not a curated record.